Messenger RNA from Setaria italica (foxtail millet), 3434 nucleotides. RefSeq names its product disease resistance protein RPM1. The transcript is spliced from 3 exons. The coding region runs from base 70 to 3123 and encodes 1017 amino acids. The record is from RefSeq and is a predicted model, not a curated record. Lineage: Eukaryota; Viridiplantae; Streptophyta; Magnoliopsida; Poales; Poaceae. Gene Ontology annotation, molecular function: ADP binding. Gene Ontology annotation, biological process: defense response to other organism.
UGGGCACCGCGUGCGGAUGAGACCUGACCAGCCGUCGUUGACUGACUGGGGGCUCAGCAACCAGGAGAGAUGGGCAUUCUGGAAACGACGGUGGGCGCGGUCGUCGAGGCGGGAGGCAGCACCGCAGCAGGCUCAAUACUUCAGUCGCGGCGGUCUCCGAUCUUAUCUUGGUCAGCGCCUCAGCGGCUCGUCCUGCUGCUCUGCUCGCCGCGGAGAGGUGUUCUUGAAUCUUGUUCGAGGGGCAUAUAUUUAUAUGACAAGGUGAAUUCAGACAUGGCAGAUGCCCUAUUUGUAGUCCUCAGAAAAGUUGCUCUUUCCCUGGGGGAACGGACGCUAGAGAGGAUUGGCGCGGAGGUGGUCGAAGCGGCACCAGUUCUGACAGAUUUCGAGCAUAGCUUGAAACAGAUCGAGGACGAGCUUUUGAUUCUGCAGGCUUUCGUUGGUCAGGUUGGGCCGCACAAAGUUGGUGACAAGGCAUUCGAUGCCUGGCUGGACCAAGUGAGAGAUGUUGCCCAUGAGGUAGAAGACAUCAUUGAUGAGCAUGCUUACCUUGCUGCUCAAGCUGUGGAUACUGGCAGCUUCUUUAAGAGGAAGUUCCGUCAGAUAAAAAACUUCGUAGCAUGGCAGAAGUUUACUAGCCAGAUCAGUCAAGUAGAAGCUCGAAUUCAGAGGCUAGGAGAAAUGAGGAAUCGGUAUGGCAUCUCGGUAGGUGAAAUUCACAGGAGUAACAAGUUGAGGCACCCCAAUCAGCUCUUUAUGUCAGAAUCUUCUUACUUAACCGAUAAUUCUGAAAUAGUGGGGCAUGCUGAUGAAAUCGAAAGAUUGACACAAUGGCUGCUUGAGGAGAAACAAGAGCGAACUCUGAUUGCCAUCUUUGGUAUGGGAGGUUUAGGAAAGUCUACUAUUGCAAGCAGUGCCUACAAGAACCAAAAGAUCUCAAGAACUUUUGACUGUCAUGCAUGGGUUACUGUAUCUCAGACUUAUCAAGUUGAAGAACUACUAAGAGAAAUAAUAAAUCAGCUGAUAGACCAGAGAGCAAGCGUGGCAGGUGGUUUCAUGACCAUGAGUCGCUUGAGACUAGUUGAGGUAAUACAAAGCUAUUUGCGGGACAAAAAAUAUUUCAUUGUCUUGGAUGAUGUGUGGGACAGAGAUGCUUGGUUAUUUCUUAACUAUGCAUUUGUCAGAAACAACUCUGGAAGCAAAGUGCUGAUAACAACUAGGAGAAUGGAUGUGUCUUCUUUGGCAGUAGAUAAAUACGUUAUUGAACUUAAAACUCUUCCGUAUGCUGAAUCUUGGGAACUUUUCUGUAAAAGGGCGUUUUAUGCAUCAAAAGAUAACAUAUGCCCUGAAAAUCUGCGGUCUUUGGCAGAGAAAAUCGUUGCUAAGUGUCAAGGAUUGCCACUUGCUAUUGUAACCAUUGGAAGUACUUUGUCAUACCGUGAAUUCGAGGAGCAGGAGUGGGCAUUUUUCUACAACCAGCUUAGCUGGCAGUUAGCUAACAAUCCAGAGCUCAGUUGGAUAUCUAAUGUUCUGAAUAUGAGCUUGAAUGAUCUCCCUAGUUAUCUGAGGAUCUGCUUUCUUUACUGCAGCCUCUACCCUGAAGAUUACAGGAUUAGAAGAAAACUGAUUUCCAAGCUAUGGAUCGCAGAAGGUCUCGUGGAAGAUAGAGAAGAUGGAACAACAAUGGAGGAGGUUGCAAAGUAUUACCUUACCGAGCUCACUCAGCGUUGUCUUCUUCGAGUCACAGAAUGUAAUGCAUGUGGAAGACCUAGAACAUUUGUUAUGCAUGAUCUUGUGCGAGAGGUAACCUCAGUCAUUGCUAAAAAGGAGAAGUUUGGUAUUGCAUAUCGCGAUGCUGGGAUAACCAAAGUUUCCCAUGAAGCUCGCCGCUUAAGCAUCCAAAAAGGUGCCCAGUCCCUAAAUUCUUUAACCAGUUCACGACUCCGCUCAUUCAUUUUGUUUGACCCUGAAGUACCAUCUUCUUGGAUAUAUGAUGUUUUAUCACAAUUCAGACUACUGAGGGUCCUAUGCCUAAGAUUUGCCAACAUUGAACAAGUGCCAGGCAUGGUAACGGAAUUGUAUAAUUUGCGCUAUCUAGAUUUUUCUCACACAAAAGUGAAGCACAUACCAGUAUCAUUCAAAAAACUUAGGAACCUACAAGUUUUAGAUCUCAGAUUCAGCUAUGUGGAGGAGCUGCCAUUGGAAAUAACUACACUAAUUAAUUUACGCCAUUUAUAUGUGAUUGUAAUCCAUGAUUUGCAACAAAGAUCAUUGGAUUGCUUUAGUGCUGUAAAAAUUCUUGGUAAUAUUUGCCAUCUAAAGAAUUUGCAGACUUUACAUAUUGUUUCAGCCAAUAAAGAUUUGGUUUCACAACUGGGGAACUUGACACUGAUGAGAAGUUUGGCUAUAAUGAAAGUGCGGCAAAGCUGCAUAGCAGAGUUAUGGAGCUCCCUGACAAAGAUGCCUAACUUGAGCAGGUUGCUCAUUUCUGCAUGUGAUAUGGAUGAGGUUCUUGACUUGAGAAUGCUCAAGCCAUUACCAAAUCUGAAGUUCCUCUGGCUUUCAGGAAAGUUGGCAGAAGGUGUUCUUCCAUUGAUAUUUUCCAAGUUUGAGAAAUUGGCAUUGUUAAAGAUGGACUGGUCUGGUCUGAAGAAGGAUCCUAUUAUCUCCUUCUCUCACAUGUUAAACCUAGUUGAUUUGCGGCUAUAUGGGACAUAUGGUGGGGAACAGCUAACUUUUUGUGCAGAGUGGUUUCCUAAGCUCAAUUCUCUGCAAUUAGCUGACAUGGAACAUCUAAAUUGGAUAGAUAUAGAGGACGGAACGAUGAUAGGUCUGUAUCAUCUGGAACUUAUUGGUUUAAGGAAUCUAAAGGCAGUUCCAGUGGGCAUCAAGUACAUUAGGAAACUUCACCAGAUGUUUCUGACAGAUAUGCCAAACGAGUUCAUACAAAGACUGCAAGGAAGUGACGAUGACAUUGUUCAGCAUAUACCUAAUGUUCAUAUUUUUGACUCUUCUGAUUCUAAAGCAGUAAAUACCUUCCAUUUUGUGCCAUACCUUGCCAAGAAGUACGGCCCUGGCGCAACCAAGUAUGCCCCUACAUACUGGGGCUCAUCCAGCAUUUGACAUUUCGGUCGCAGCUUUCAGUAAGAAAUAAAUAUGUAACUCCUUUGUAGACCAAUCAUUUGAAGAGUAAACAAUAUGCAGUCCCUCAUGGUGCUAAAACUCUAUAUGAGAUCGUUUUUUGUGUUGUGUAUCAUCCCUUGUUUGUGUUGUGCCUCAUAUGUGAGUUUCUCACUUAGCUCCUGAUAUGGUUUGCUACUGUCAAUAAAGAUAAACACAAGAAAAAUUCAGCAGUUGCUGCAUGGAGGCUGUAACUCGAGUUUUUUCGGCUGUGCUUCCUGAAAAAUGGCUAUCAGUAAAGUCGUGGACAUGUG